Messenger RNA from Artibeus jamaicensis (Jamaican fruit-eating bat), 624 nucleotides. Its product is annotated as suppressor of cytokine signaling 6-like. Lineage: Eukaryota; Metazoa; Chordata; Mammalia; Chiroptera; Phyllostomidae. The record is from RefSeq and is a predicted model, not a curated record.
CAGGACCUAGUCGUUUCCCCAGAGAUCUUCAUGGCUCACUCAGUGGCUUGUUUAUUGCCACCACACGUCACAUUCCAGAGCCCAAGGGCGAGUCAUGAUAUCCCUCCACACUCUCCAUUGCCACCUCCAAUGCAGAAGUAUAAAAUCCAAAGGAACCUCAGUGAGUUCACAAGCAGCACCGAUGACCGUGUAGCAAAAAGCAUGUGCUACCAUUUACAUUUUUAUCCUGACUCUCCUCCAGGGUUGCAAGAGUUUGACUCAGUGGAAAGUAGCACUCAUGAGGUUGUGACAAGCUUUACGGGGAAGCUGGAAAAAAAAAUUGCUGAAUAAGAACAGUACUGGAACCAACACAUUACAUGCUGGGAGGUGGGGAAGUACCUAGUAACUGUACCAGAUGGUUUAUUUCUUGUUCAGGAUAAUUCUAAUGACCGUUAUAAUUUAAGCUCAAACUUUCACUCCCAUGGUAAAACGCUUUACACUAGAAUUCAGCACUCAUCUGGUAGCUUCCAGCCCUGGCUGGUGUGGCUCAGCGAACUGAGCACUAGCCUACAAAGCCAGGGUCGCUGGUUUGAUUCCCAGUCAGGGCCUGGGUCAUGGGCCAGGUCCCCAGUGCGGGGUGUGUGA